Aspergillus welwitschiae is the source of this 235-nucleotide messenger RNA. RefSeq lists its product as uncharacterized. The annotation marks the transcript as partial. The transcript has a single exon. NCBI's taxonomy places the organism in Eukaryota, Fungi, Ascomycota, Eurotiomycetes, Eurotiales, Aspergillaceae. The record is from RefSeq and is a predicted model, not a curated record.
AUCAUAUCAUGCAUCUCGCAGCAACCGCCUAUCCAAUGAUGAUGGCCAAUGGCAAGGCACCUAGUACUUUAUCUACGGUUGAUACUCUCCACUCAAAUCCUCGCAUGUUCGGCAAUGCGCUCUAUCGCAAAAAAUGGUCAGAGAAAUAUAGCAUGACAAAAAGCAGAAAGGUGAAUGAUGAUUUUCAUGAUAUUUCGAAUUUCCGAUCGUAUCAGCCUGUGUUUGUAGUAUAACC